AUGGUGGCGGCAGCGUGGUCACCCCGGGAGCGGGUCUGGCAGGCUGUUCUCCUGGUGACUGGACUGGCAUCUCUGAGCCGUGGGUCUGAUGCCAACAUGUUGGACACCAUGCUUCUGAAGAACGGAGGGUCUGAGCGAAAGGCGGAGGAGAGCAGCAGCAGCAGCACGGCCACUGUUUCAGCUCAGAACAUGCUCUUGUGCUACUGCAACCACCUCUGCCCGGAAAACUCCGUCAACAACACCUGCAUCACCAACGGAUACUGCUUCACCAUGGUGGAGGAGGAGGAGGGGGGAGUGGCUGUACUCACCUUAGGUUGUUUAGGAAUCGUUGGUUCUGAGUUCCAGUGUCGGGACACGUGGCAUGCUCGUUCCAGGAAAUCUCUCGAGUGCUGCACGGAUCAGAACUACUGCAACCGAGAUUUGCAUCCCACUCUUCCUCCGAUCAUGACGUCAGACUAUGUGGACAGCAGCAUCCAGUACAUGGCUCUGUUCAUUUCCAUCACCGUCUGCACCAUCAUCCUCGGCCUCUGCCUCGUCUUCUUCUACCUCAGGUAUAAGCGGCAGGAGUCACAGCCGCGCUACAGCAUCGACCUGGAGCAGGAGGAGACCUACAUCCCCCCCGGAGAGUCCAUUAAAGAUCUCAUAGAGCAUUCCAGGAGCACGGGGUCUGGCUCAGGGUCAGGACUCCCUCUACUGGUGCAGCGAACAAUCGCCAAGCAAAUUCAUAUGGUGAAGCAGAUCGGGAAAGGGCGGUACGGAGAGGUGUGGAUGGGCAAGUGGAGAGGAGAGAGAGUGGCGGUGAAAGUCUUCUUCACCACAGAGGAAGAGAGCUGGUUCAGAGAGACGGAGAUUUAUCAGACCUUCCUGAUGAGGCACGACAACAUCCUGGGAUUCAUAGCGGCCGACAUUAAAGGAACCGGCUCGUGGACCCAGCUCUACCUGAUCACCGACUACCACGAGAACGGCUCCUUGUACGACUACCUCAAGUCCAACACGCUAGACGUCAAGUCUCUGCUGAAGCUGGCCUACUCCUCCAUAUCGGGCCUGUGCCACCUGCACACCGAGAUCUACGGCACGCAGGGAAAACCGGCCAUCGCACACCGGGACCUGAAGAGCAAGAACAUCCUGGUGAAAAAGAACGGAUCCUGUUGCAUAGCCGACCUUGGGCUGGCUGUCAAAUACAACAGUGACACCAAUGAGGUGGACAUCCCUCCCAACCUCCGGGUGGGCACCAAGCGCUACAUGCCGCCCGAAGUGUUGGAUGAGACGCUGAACAGACGCCACUUCCAGUCCUUCAUAAUGGCCGACAUGUACAGUUUCGGCCUCAUCGUCUGGGAGAUGGUGCGACGUUGCAUCUCCGGAGGCAUUGUGGAGGAGUAUCAGCAGCCCUACCACGACCUCGUGCCCACUGAUCCCUCCUAUGAGGACAUGAGGGAGGUCGUGUGCAUUAAGAAACAAAGACCUUCCUUCGCUAAUCGCUGGAGCAGUGAUGAGUGUCUACGGCAGAUGGGAAAGCUGAUAUCUGAGUGCUGGAAUCACAACCCGGCGUCCCGCCUCACAGCCCUGAGGGUGAGGAAGACCUUGGCGAAGAUGUUAGAGUCCCAAGACAUCAAGAUGUGA
Molecule: messenger RNA, 1620 nt
Organism: Limanda limanda (common dab)
Lineage: Eukaryota; Metazoa; Chordata; Actinopteri; Pleuronectiformes; Pleuronectidae
Gene: bmpr1bb
Product: bone morphogenetic protein receptor, type IBb
Exons: 11
Coding region: 1-1620 (539 amino acids)
Biological process (GO): protein phosphorylation; dorsal/ventral pattern formation; BMP signaling pathway
Cellular component (GO): plasma membrane; signaling receptor complex
Molecular function (GO): transforming growth factor beta receptor activity, type I; ATP binding; SMAD binding
Source: RefSeq, a predicted model, not a curated record